Stegodyphus dumicola is the source of this 1808-nucleotide messenger RNA. RefSeq lists its product as uncharacterized. Lineage: Eukaryota; Metazoa; Arthropoda; Arachnida; Araneae; Eresidae. The record is from RefSeq and is a predicted model, not a curated record.
GCUGAUUACGAGGAAUGCUCAAUAAAAGUUUGAUUGGAAGAGAAUUUUCAUCAAUCCAUUUUUUUCCGUCUUUGUAAUUAAUAAUGGAUUUUACGAUUCUCUGAAACAUCAUGACGAGACUUCUCAGACAGUUUAUCGAACGUUUAGCGAUAUUUCUCGUAAAAGACAAUACUAGAGAAAGAGAGAAGCAGUCGUCCAAAAAGCAUAUUCAAGGGAAAUCAGCCUUCAAAGGAAACGCACGAGAACCUCUCCAGCAUCCACGACGUAGACGCGUUCCUGUUCGCUCAAGAGAGGGCUCGUCGUUGCCACAAAACACUUCCAACAAAGGAGCAGAAGAAUUUCCUAAAUCUCCAUCAGCUUAUUUCACUCCACCAAGCUCGCUAUGUAGUUUGUUGAAAUGCACUUCCAUUGAGAAACCGAAAGAAAUAACUCGGUCAUUAUCAAUCGAUUCUGCUUCUCUACGCUCGAAAUAUACUUCGGCAAGACGCACACCGAGCAAGAAAUUAGAUGGAACACUUCAGCAACCAUCUCCAAGCUUUAUUGCGCCUGCCAUGAGUAACGCUUCUCUUUUCGAAGAAGCAAGACAAAUUCCGGUAUCAGCAUUACCUGAUUUAAUUCGACCACCCUCAAGACGUAUUCUACAAGGAGGUAUUUCCAUCAGGGAUGUAAAAGACAUGCCUCAUCCACCGUCAGUCUAUCUUACGCCUCCACGAUGUAUACGGUCCUUGCCCAAUGCCAUGUCUAACAGCAGAAAAGCAGAGCCAAGGAGACGAAGUUUUUCCAGGUCAAGACUUCCUCAGUCCAAACUCAACUUGAGAGAAUCCGGGUCUCCUGUGCGGCGAACGAAUUCAUUCCCGAGGAGACAUAAUGAACUGGAUGGUUCUCAUGAUUGCCGAGACUGCAGCCAAAAUCUCAAAGUAUCGGAAGUGUCGUUUCAUUCGCAUGAAUUGCAUCUUAAGAGCAGAUGUAAAACGAACUUGGAAGAACGCAAUGAACUAGAGCAAGGUGUUCGAAUGAAGAGUAAGCUACCAGUUGCACACUGCGGGAGAAAUGUAAACAUCAUCAAAGACAGCAAUACUCCUAAGGAAGUGACACUACAACAAAAGUUUCAUCCAAAAGAAGACUGUUAUCGAAAUAGCUGCCCUCAAAAAUAUGCCAGAAAGAUGUCCAUCCAGAGGUAUUUUGCAAAUCAUAAGUUCGAACAGAUGUUCAAAUUAUUUUCAAAGAAGCGUGGAGCGUUAAUCGAUGUAAGGACUCAUAUCCGCUGGUUGCGAUGCUCAGAUAUCACUUUUGACAAGAAUGGCAGUUUCUUCAGGCACAUUGCAGGACGUAAAGUUGCAUUAACGCUUUCAGAGUACAAGUGUUUAAUACAAGAGAUUUGUACCACACAUGAUCUGGAUUAUUUCGAGAUUUUAGAAAAAAUGGCUAAUGCUUCCUUGUUGAUAGAUGAUGCUGUACAGCCUGUUAGAAGAAUGUAGUCGAAGAUUUUUAAGAGCUUACCAUAGCGCUUACGGUGGCUGUCAAAAUUCAGUCAGUCUGAGAAAUCUUGAGUUUGUAUAUUAAAUGAAUUAAGUUUAAUCCAUUUAAUUUAAAUGAUGGCUCAGUAAAGGAAAUAUAUAUAUUCACCACGAAGUAGUUAUUUUUUGUAAUAAAUUGGACUGUAUAAGUUUAUUAUCUGCUUAAAACAUAUAUUCAAAUAUUAAUCACUGUUUCUUUUUUUUGUGUGUGUGUGCUAAAAUAUGUAAAAGUAACCUAUAAUUUAAUUAUGUAAAUGAGCCUAUCUGUAUUUAAUUCCCGACACCUAACAA